GAGCACAAAAAAAAAAAAUAACGGUCCCUUAUCCUCAGGAUCCCAACUACAAAUUGUUCUCCCCCCUGUGCUCUGGCAAAGCAGUACCACACUGUUAAAGCACGGACCACUAGACUCAAGAACAGCUGCUACCCUACUGCAGUGUGCAUCCUCAACAGCUAACUGCAAUGCCUCAGAAUCGAUGCCCCACAUCUCCAUUGUUCCUGCUGUGACUAUUUCUUAUGUUUGUAAUGCACUGCCUGCACUGUGUGGUGCUGCCUGUUGUACUGUGCACGUCCCGGGAGAUCAGGGCGAAUAAGAAUUCCAGUGUUCAUGGACAUAUGGAAUACACUCCUCCACGACCACUCUGCGGGCUCAGGCUCAUGGAGGAGGACACUUGUCUGCCUGUGCUCGUCACAGCUGAAGAGAAGGGGCUGCGAGCGCCUGGUUUUCAUGCUCUUGGCGGGCCGGGUCCUGCACCGCGCGAGACAGACGGGCUCGUACCGCAGAACAAAAGCCAGCGGGAGGGCUCUCGGCCGUCUCCGCGUGCUCCCGCCAGCGCCGGCGCUUCUCCUUUAUUGCUGGCCUUUCAUCUUUGCCGAGCAACGAGGCAGGACUUGCAGGCGCUGCUGCUCCUGGAGGCAGAUGCUACAGAGCGACGGAGCGCCGCGACACGAGGGGACAAAAGACCGUUCAGGCUGCCAGCCCCCCCUUUCAGGCACUGGAAAGGUGGGAGCAAAGACGACAGGCGGGAUCCCUCUCUAACAGAGGCAGCGGGUGGGGAAGUGACUGGCAGCUGCUGGCCGUGAAGAAAAAUCAACUCGGCAAAUGAACUCCUUGAGAGCAGCAGUAGGCAGCAUCAGGACGACCUCUCUGCUGAAGACGCACGGUUUCUUGUGCUAACCAGCUUGCCUCCUUUCCCCUCUGUGACAGCACAAAAUGGGUAAAAGCACUGAAUCCCUUGGCAACGGAAGACUUUUUUAAACUUUACCUUCAAGACCUACGCUGACAAAGCAGGGAAAGAUGGGAAUCGCAAUUCAAAACAUCACAUCCACCUCGGCCACAGUGACCUGGCCAGCUUUCCCAAGCUGCAUAGACAGCUUCUACAGCGUCAUGUACCACCCCAACUGGAACAGCCUCCUUACGGGCUACUCCAAAAAGAACUUCUUGAAGGAGGACCGAGUCCCGGCUGGCCAGACCUCCACGAGCUUGGGCAACCUGAGCCCGCAGACCACCUACAUCCUGUGCGUGACCUGCCAGUCGGCCAACCCCUCCAGCGACCAGUGCAGGAUCUUCAACACGCUGGGGCAGGACAGCACGGCGGCGGGCAGUGGGAGGAAGGAGCUGGCCAUGGGGAUCUGGCUGGCCAGCAGCAUCCUCCUCCUCAUCAUCGCCGGCAUCCUCCUGUACGGCUGCCUGCACACCUGGUGUCGCAAGCGUCAGGACCACCCCGAACGGAGCUGUGCCCACCCAGGCCUGCCCCAGCCCGCCGACGAGGCUGAGCAAGACCAGUCCAGGCUGCAUGGCCGCGGCCACAAUGGUGAGGAUGCCCAGCUGGCUACCAUCAUAGAAAACCCUUUCGCUUCAGCGGGGCCCCCUGCGAUCAGCGGCCAAGAUCACGAGCUGGUGUCCCUGGCAAGCCAAGGCACAGAUAUCCCAUCGCAAAGGCCGUGAAUAUCUAGUUCUGUCCAAAGCCGGCUUAUUUCCUUCUCGCCUCAGCUGCUACUCUGUCUCUUCAACCAACAAUGGAGAGAAACAAACCUUCUUCUGUGUGCGAUUAUUUGUAGGCGUCUUGUUGUCAGGUGUUACUAAAUAUUUGAAUGCCAUUGCACCAACUACCUGCCUUCAUGCCAAUGGAAGAAUAUGUCGUUUUAAAAAAAAGUGCAGUGGUCAAAAAUGAUCUUUUGAAAAGCUGAAAAAAAGUUAUUUGCAUCCAUGGAAAACACUUUUCUUUUAUUGGGUCCUUGAAAACAAUGGGUCUGGAAAAUCCCUAUCUUCAAACAAAAUAAUUUGUCUUCUUCCUCACAGUUUGCAAAAUGUGUGGCUGUGCUUCUGUAUCGCAGAACGUGCUUAACGUUCUUAACUGUGCCAACUUGUUUUGUCAAGUGUCCCAUUACAAACAUUUUGGGGAACUGAACUGUUUUAUUUGGCAAUUUGAAAAAAUGUUUCAUUACAGAGUGUGGCUUUUUGUUCAGACUAAACCUGACUUCAAAAUGCCUUUUACUUUCUCAGGAAUCUGGCUUAUUGUAUGAUACAAUCUGUAAUUACAGGGGAAAAAAAAAUCACUGAAAUUUUCACAAGCUUUAAUAGUAACAAUACGAAGAAUACCUAUUUAAACUGAAGGACACAAUAUUCUCUCUUCCUCUUACAGAGGAAUUCAGGCCUAAUAUUAUUAACUAUACACAUUAAGCCCGUCUUCACUUAGACAAACAACAAAUAUAACAAGGCGAAACUCGAGGUCUUGAAAACUAGACUUGACCAGUAUCUCAAUCAAUGCAAACGCACAUUAAUUUUAAUAACUAGUAUGGCGAAACACAUUAAUGGUCUUUUGGUUGUUACAAGGCACCUUUGUGAAGAAAUCCUCUUUCUAGCCCUUCUGGAAGGUGGGGGGGUAGGUAAUUAACCCAAUUCCACAAACUGUCAAAUGUUCUGGAAUUUUUCUGCAAUAAUUGAAGCCACACUUGCCGUAUUUGAAAGUCUAUCCUGUGAGAUGUAAUGCUAAAAGCUUGCAAUUUCUGCUUUUAUACAUAUUAAACGAUCAUUCAGUGAAAAUGCUACCUGUUCGUUUCUGGGGAAUUUUUGGCGCUGAAGAAAGCCAAACAAAUCUGCUCACAAACUUAUUUGGUAAUAAGAAAUGUUUUCAACACCUGCCCUCGAUUCUUUCAAGUCUGUACAGUACUUUAACAUUUUUUCGGGAACAUCUGCGGUUGCCAAUUAAUCACAAAGAAGUAUGCCCAAAGAAACUAAGUCAAUAAAACAAGGAGUUUUCAAUACUGCUGUCUGACCGACUCACGAGCUGGCCAGAGACAACCGUCGUACAAAGCUGUUCCACAGAAGAGGGAGUGGGAUGUCAGAUGUUAGCAGUCAGUAGCUUUCUGUCGCUUGAAUAGAAUAACAAACAGCCCCUGGCAAGGUCUGUUCAGCCCCAUCAGCCCUACACCACCCUAACAACUGAAAACCACUGGGCUGCCAAUUUGAAGUUUAACAAUACAAAAGCCAAAUGAUAUUAUGAUGCAAUUCUAUAUGAAACACAAUUGUGCUUUUUUUGAAGCAUCAGGAAAAUAAAGAAUCCAGUAACGUCCUCAUUCUAUUUUACUCUUCUUGCUAUCCUAUUUGUUGCUAAAUGGUAGUGCAAAUGAAUGAUGGAAAGUAUUUCAGGAUAUGUGUAGUACCUGUCCGUGAUUGCUACAAAUCAAGUUACCGAUCAAUAUUUUAAAAUAACGCAGUCUCUUCAAGAGGAGACAGUUUUUGAUAACUGGAAAUGAAAGUAUGAUGGCUCUAUAAAAUCCUGUUUCAGGAAGAACACUUAAAGAUGGCAAAGGAGGAAAAGAAACACUGCAUUGUUAAGACGCCUGAAAACACUUAACGCACUGCAUUUUCCAACCCUGAAGAACUGAAACCAAAAUGAGUCAGCAUGGAAGUCAAUGUCACCACUUGCAGCAAUUCAUGUACAAGAGUGAAAAAAGUGAUCCGAAAAGGUCUUUCCUUCCCUGGCAUCAGGGUGAAGCCUAAGGAUAGGGCUUGAGGUUUUAGGUUAGGGGUUACGUUAGGGCUAAGGCUAAGAUUAGCAUUAUUUUCAGCACCAGAGGGGCUCCAGUAAGUUCCAAUAGUACUUUGAAAUUAUUUUAAGACCUUUCUGGGGGAACUUAAAACUACUUCAUAAAGUUCAAAGAAGCUGUCAAAAAAUGUCUGAUGCUGUUACAUCCUCAUGUUUUCUGUACCUUGGCAAUAAAUCAUAACCUUUCAAAAAUAAAACAUAAGGCAUGUAUACUGUAGCUUU
Lepisosteus oculatus (spotted gar) is the source of this 3979-nucleotide messenger RNA. RefSeq names its product fibronectin type III domain-containing protein 9. The record is from RefSeq and is a predicted model, not a curated record. NCBI's taxonomy places the organism in Eukaryota, Metazoa, Chordata, Actinopteri, Semionotiformes, Lepisosteidae. Gene Ontology annotation, molecular function: protein binding.